AGUUCCAGACUGGGGAGGCGGCGCGUGCGAAUGUUAGGUGUUUAGUUUGUAUGAAGCCGAAGGCGCCUUUAGCCUCAUAACAGUAUUGAUCCGUAAAUUGGGUCUGUUAAGCCGACAGUAUUUUGAUGACAUUCAUCAGCAACGUUUGCCAAGUCAAUUCAGCCGCUAAUUUAAGAGAAACGCGCCGUUAACACCGGGCCGCAUCAUCUGUGGACAAUGAGAAAGCUUGCUCUGCUCCUGAUAGUGCUACUCGGCGUUGCACUUUUUGCAACUGUCAGCAGGUGCGAAGAUGAUGUUACCGAGGACAAGGAGGAGGCUGAUGAAGAAGACAGUGAUGAUGAGGAUGAUGACGAUGAUGAUGGUGAUGAUGAUGAUGAUGACACAGAGGUGAAGGAAGAGAACGGAGUGGUGAUCCUCACCGACAGCAACUACGACACUUUCAUCAACGGCAAAGACACAGUGUUGAUUGAGUUUUACGCUCCAUGGUGUGGCCACUGCAAAAAGUUUGCCCCGGAAUAUGAGAAAAUCGCUCAGACUCUAAAGGAGAACGACCCACCUAUAUCUGUCGCUAAAGUAGAUGCAACAGUCGCCACUGACUUGGCCAGUAGGUUUGAAGUGUCAGGAUAUCCCACCAUCAAGAUCUUAAAGAAUGGGGAGCCUGUGGACUACGAUGGGGACAGAACCGAAAGUGCCAUUGUGGAGCGGGUGAAGGAGGUCGCCCAACCAGAUUGGAAGCCCCCUCCUGAGGCCACUCUGGUUCUGACCAAAGAAUUUGAUGAGACCGUUAACAACGCAGACAUCAUCCUAGUGGAGUUCUAUGCUCCUUGGUGUGGACACUGUAAGCGUUUAGCUCCAGAAUACGAGAAGGCCGCCAAAGAGUUGAGCCAGCGUUCUCCUCCCAUCCCCCUUGCUAAGGUGGAUGCCACAGUGGAGAAUGACAUCGCCUCACGAUUUGAAGUUACAGGCUAUCCCACCCUCAAGAUCUUCAGGAAAGGAAAGGUUUUUGACUACAACGGACCCAGAGAGAAAUACGGUAUUGUUGACUACAUGGGUGAGCAGGCCGGACCUCCUUCCAAGCAGGUCCAGGCUGUAAAGCAGGUGCAGGAGCUCAUAAAGGAUGGUGAUGAUGCUGUCAUAGUUGGUGUGUUCUCUACUGAGCAAGAUGCAGCUUUUGAGAUCUACAUUGAGGCCUGUAAUGCACUGAGGGAGGACUUCACCUUCCGUCACACCUUCAGCACUGAAGUGGCCAAAAUGCUGAAGGCUUCACCUGGUCAGGUUGUCAUCGUUCAGCCAGAGAAGUUCCGCUCCAAGUAUGAAAAAGCAUCAAACACUCUCACAGUGAAGGAUUCAACAUCUGUGUCAGAAGUGCAGGAGUUUUUCAAAAAGCAUGUGGUUCCUCUGGUGGGCCACAGGAAGCCCAGCAAUGAUGCUAAACGGUACACGAAAAGGCCUCUGGUGGUUGUGUACUAUGGGGUUGACUUCAGCUUUGACUACAGGAAAGCUACUCAGUUCUGGAGGUCCAAGGUGCUGGAGGUGGCCAAGGACUUCCCAGAGUAUGCCUUCGCCAUCGCUGAUGAGGAGGACUACGCAGAUGAGCUGAAGAGCCUGGGUCUGAGUGAGAGUGGGGAGGAAGUAAAUGUGGGAAUUCUGGGAGACGGAGGAAAAAAGUUUGCCAUGGAGCCUGAGGAGCUGGACUCGGAGGUGCUGCGAGACUUUGUUGUGGCCUUUAAGAAAGGGAAGCUGAAGCCCAUCAUCAAGUCCCAGCCUGUGCCAAAGAAUAACAAAGGACCAGUAAAGGUUGUAGUAGGAAAGACCUUUGAUGAGAUCGUCAUGGAUACUCAGAAGGACGUCCUGAUUGAGUUUUAUGCUCCCUGGUGCGGCCACUGUAAGAAGAUGGAGCCUGACUACCUGUCUCUGGGCAAGAUGUACAAGGGGGAGAAGAACCUCGUUAUUGCCAAGAUGGACGCCACAGCCAAUGAUGUGCCAAACGACAGCUAUAAAGUGGAAGGCUUCCCCACGAUAUACUUUUCUCCAAGCAACAACAAGCAGAACCCUGUCAAAUUUGAAGGCGGAGACAGAACAGUCGAGGGGCUUAGCAAGUUUGUAGAAAAGCACGCCACAAAGCUGUCACAGACGAGAGACGAACUUUGAAAACAUCUCUCGACAAGUGGUUAAGAACUCAUUCCAUGCUCGAGCAGAGUCUGAGGAGGUGAAGGGAGUUUUUUGGUGUUACUGAGUUGCUGCGAUGAUUAGUGUUCAAUCAUCAUUUUAGUUUCUGUUCAUUCCAAGAGAUUCUGCUUCCUUCUGUUUGUCAAAGCAUGUAAGCACUGUUGAAGAUUUAAGUCUUUUUAAAUAAAUGAAAAAUGGUGGCGGCUUUGUGGGCCUGCACUUA
Molecule: messenger RNA, 2392 nt
Organism: Sphaeramia orbicularis (orbiculate cardinalfish)
Lineage: Eukaryota; Metazoa; Chordata; Actinopteri; Kurtiformes; Apogonidae
Gene: pdia4
Product: protein disulfide isomerase family A, member 4
Biological process (GO): response to endoplasmic reticulum stress; protein folding
Cellular component (GO): endoplasmic reticulum lumen; cell surface; endoplasmic reticulum
Molecular function (GO): protein disulfide isomerase activity
Source: RefSeq, a predicted model, not a curated record